AAGCACCUCUACACUUCUGAAUCCGCCGAAACUCCAUCAUGGCAGACAUUCCCUCCACUGAAAACAACCUCCUCUUCGCUGUGCCCAAGAAGGGUCGGUUGCACGACCACAUCGUCAAGUUCCUCAAUGGCGCCGGCCUCGACUACACUCGGCCCCAUCGAUUAGACAUCGCGCAUUGCUCGUCGCUUCCUGUCACGAUUGUGUUCUUGCCUGCAUCGGACAUUGCUGCGUAUGUCGGCGAGGGUAACGUCGAUCUCGGGAUCACAGGUCAAGACAUCAUUGCCGAGAGCCAGACCACUGUCAACGAGCUCAUGAACUUGGGGUUUGGCAAAUGCUCGUUGUCUGUUCAGGCCCCCGUAGCCAGCGGGAUCACCGAUCCCUCCGUCUUGGCCGGGAAGCGCAUUGUCACGUCCUUUCCAAACGUCGCGCGGGAGUACUUCAAGCAAUUUGAAGUGCCCGGCAAACCCACUCACAUCAAGUAUGUCGGCGGGUCCGUCGAAGCGGCCUGCGGGUUGGGUCUCGCCGACGGCAUUGUCGACUUGGUGGAAACCGGCACGACUAUGAAGGCGGCGGGGCUCGAGAUCGUGAGCAACAUCAUGAAGACGGAAGCGGUGCUCAUCUCGAACCCCAACACGAAGCACGGCAAGCUCGUGACCAAGAUCCACCAGCGACUGCUGGGGUUCCUUUUCGCGCAGAAGUAUCGCAUGAUCUCGUACAACAUUGCGCGGGACAAGCUCCAGAAGGCCAUUACGAUCACCCCAGGCCGAAAAGCGCCGACGAUCAACCCGCUCCUGAACGAAGACUACUGCGCGGUGUCGGCGAUGGUCCCUCGCCACGACGUCGCGGAUAUCAUGGACGACCUCCAUGAGCUAGGGGCCACGGAUAUCUUCGUGCUCGACAUUGAGAAUUGUCGUGCUUAACGAUACAAUGUAGAAUGUCAUGUUAUAUAAGCAUAAGAGUUCGCAUACAGUCGGGAAGGAUCGCUCAUCGUCGGAAGAGUUACAUCAUGCAUGUGGAUUUGGAAGGGGUGUUACUUGUGCCAUAGCCGCAGCCACCCCGCGGCCAAUUUGUUGGUUUGCUCGACGGUUUGGGUCAUCACUUCGAUGUUGUCGCUCAGUUGCCGCAAGGACUCGUUGAAGUUCUUCAUGGCACUGACAUGGGCUUCGUAUUCCUUGAUCUCUGCGAUAACCUUCCUCGACGGCGCAGCACCAGCGGCGACGGCCGCAUCCUCAUCGUUCACCUCCAUGUUCGCACUGCAAGGAAAGCACAG
Aphanomyces astaci is the source of this 1270-nucleotide messenger RNA. Its product is annotated as ATP phosphoribosyltransferase. Gene Ontology annotation, molecular function: ATP phosphoribosyltransferase activity; magnesium ion binding. Bases 39 to 920 code for a protein of 293 amino acids. The record is from RefSeq and is a predicted model, not a curated record. Lineage: Eukaryota; Oomycota; Saprolegniomycetes; Saprolegniales; Verrucalvaceae. Gene Ontology annotation, cellular component: cytoplasm. The transcript has 5 exons. Gene Ontology annotation, biological process: L-histidine biosynthetic process.